This is a messenger RNA of Colletotrichum acutatum, 1470 nucleotides long. Its product is annotated as cutinase-domain-containing protein. Bases 227 to 1060 code for a protein of 277 amino acids. Lineage: Eukaryota; Fungi; Ascomycota; Sordariomycetes; Glomerellales; Glomerellaceae. The transcript has 4 exons. The record is from RefSeq and is a predicted model, not a curated record. Gene Ontology annotation, molecular function: hydrolase activity.
UCUCGGUGAGUAUGCGACGUCAUGCAAGUCUUGAUAAAUACCUCUUCGUUUCCCCCGAGCUUUCCUUUGGCGCUGACGUUGGACAACGGACCUUUGUUCUCCCCGGUCGUUCCGCAUCCGUCUCUUGCUCUACCCUUUUAAGCCUCUUCUUCGAGUCUAUCUCCCCAGAUAUCUCUCUCGAUUCUUCCAGUACCUACAGUAGAUCAGAGAGUUGACGCCACCCAAAAUGAGAGUCAAGACUAGCACCGCCCUCACCGGCAUUCUCGCCGCCGCCGCCGCCACGGCGCAAAACGCAACGAGCACCUGCGCGACCGGCGUGUACAUUAUCGUAGCCCGCGGCAGCAACGAAGCUCCCGGGUCCGGCAGAAUCGGCAGCGUCGCCAAUGGAACUUUCGCAGCCAUUCCCGGGUCCCAGAUCGCGCCGCUCGACUACCCGGCGACGUUUGACAAUUAUUCGACGUCCGUCGCCGCCGGCGCCGUUGCCUUGAAUGCCGCGUUGACCUCCUAUAACGCGCGAUGCCCGAACUCCAAGGUUGCGCUGUUGGGAUACUCUCAGGGUGCGCAAGUGACAGGUGAUACUCUGUGCGGCAGCGUCGACGAGGACGAGGGCGAGGCUCUCAACAUUGAGUUCAAUCAGACGGCGCCCGUUCCCGCAUCCGUCGUCGACCAAAGUGUCAUCGCCGUGAUUCUCUUCGGGGACCCAACCCACAACGUCAGCGCAAGCUGGAACAAGGGCACGAGCAAGCGCAACGGACUCUUCCCCCGUGAGAACGUGACCAAAUGCGAGGCAUACGCGUCCAAGAUUGAGUCCUACUGCGACACGGGAGAUAUCUACUGCGAUCUCGGUAACAACACCGCCGUUCACGGUUCUUACUUUGCCAACUACACCGACGAUGCCGUUGAGUUCAUCUGGGCGCAGUACAACGCUUCCAAGUCAACCAACGGUUCGUCGCCGACUGCCACCCCCACUACAGUUCCGGGAUCCGGAGCUGCCGACUCAGCCCCGGGCCUGCUAAUGUCCCUGGCUGGUCUGUCUAUGCUGGCGGCUUUCAUCUUGUAAGAGAAUAAGUUUGUAUCAUUGGGAAAGCAUGCUGGAGAAAUUUCAUGGGGCAUGGUGGCAAUCCACCGGCUUUGUAAUCAUUCAAUAAUGACCGCUAUGAUCUGAAGACACCUUCUCGAGCUUCCCGGGACUUUCAUCCCACCGGCAUUUACAACUUUCCCAACACUCCACCCCCGAGAAUGAACUCCAUUAUUCACUCGGUCCGUAAGUGCCGGACCGACGGCGCUGUAAGGUUCAGAAUCCAGUCGUCCUCGUUACUUUGAACAGCCAUACUACAAAAUGAGCCGCCAUUCAGUGCUCUGUGGCUUCAGAGACCAUGCGUGCAACUGUCUAGCAGUAGCUGAUUUCUAUAUCAAGCAUACUCCGCUGCCGAGCCUUAUCUAAACGUCCCGUUUGCGGCGAGCUAGUAA